Messenger RNA from Sclerotinia trifoliorum, 1976 nucleotides. The record is from the annotation of a GenBank genome assembly. NCBI's taxonomy places the organism in Eukaryota, Fungi, Ascomycota, Leotiomycetes, Helotiales, Sclerotiniaceae.
ACACAAUCAAUCCUCCUUCUGUACCGAUACCACUUCUCUUGAGUAUUCCCCGCUCGUAUUAAUCCUUCUUUUGCCGCUACUACUUCUCUUAAUCUUGCAACCUUUCUCCCGACAUUUUCUUCCUCCUUGGAACCCAUUCCCACAGACGAAUCCCCUCUUUCCUCCUCGGUCUGUAUCAAUACAACUUCUAUCGAGCCUACUUAGCUUGUUUCAGUUCCUUUACUUCUGUUACUACCUUUCCUAGUAGUUUGCGACAUAUUUCGCAAGGUCUUUUGCAAAGUCUUUCGCAAGUUCAUAGAGUCUUCGCCCACCUUUGACCAUCCAACCCAGCUUUUACUCGGCCUUCUUGUAUCUUACCUCAAUACACGAGUCACUACAUCCUUCGUCUUGGUCAUUUUUUGAUAGAUAACCCAUAUUCAAGUAAGUUACUCACAUUCCCUGCGUGUAGCGAUGCAACUUGAGAUGAUUCUUACAUUCUGUUGUGCUGCAGGUCUUUCUAAACUACCUUCGCGCCGCGCACCACGCCUCUUUACUUCAAUUAAUUACAUGCACAUCCUUGAGGCCGAAAUUAUGACGGAUGUAAGUACUACUCUAUAUCUCAAGAUUCUAGGCCGGAAUGUUUGUUAAUUGAUGGACUUCAGUGCGUCAUUGACCCAGCGGGUGACUUCAAAUUAAAUGUCACCCAAGGCCUACCCAAUAGUGCGACAAUUACCUUUGUUAUCUCUCGCAAUGUUUUAAAGAGAAAUUCAACAAACAAACUCGCCGACGACCUCCGCAAUUCUCGCAACAAUCUUACUCUCACGAACACCAACAUUAUCGCUCUGGAGACUAUCCUUCGAAUUAUACAUGGAGUGGAUCCUGCGCCAAACACUGUCGGCAACAAUACCUUUGACCGACAGAGCCUCGUUGGUCUUUACCAUGUCCUUGAUCUUGCCCUUAAGUGGUUCGAGACAGCAGCGUUGGAAGCCUGGUUUGACAAGUUUUGGGCAGAUCGUCGUGGAAAUGAGCUGACCUUGUCAAGCUUAAAGAGCUUGCUAUAUCCAUGCUUUGCCUUCAGACAUCCGGGAGCCUUUGGUCAUGUUACUAGAGCCCUUGUUCUUGAGUGUAACGGUGACGACAUCCACGGCUUGAAUCCUAUCACAGGCUUUGCUGAAUUUCGCGUUCCCAAUAGUGUCUUGGGUAAGUUUUGUUGUUUUAUCGCUUUUCCUAAUACCAGCUAAUCUCUUUAACUUUUAGGAGGGCUAGCACGCGUCAAGAACAGAAUUCUUGGUGAUAUUACGAAUCAUCUUCUAAGCCCGUUGGAUUCGCUUUGUCACAAUUCGUGUCGGUCUAAUGGUCUUUGCAUUGAGGCGUACGAAUCUGCACUGACAGAUUGUCUAGUCGGUCCUUACACCAGCAGAAGCCACUCGAUCCAAGAAAUCCUCGAAAGCGAAGGAGUGGAGUCCUGGAUGUGCAACAGUCCUCGACAAGCAUCUCGUAACUGCUCAGAUAUACUUUCGACCGCGGGAAGUCAGAUCACAGCCAUGAAGAUUGACGCCUUGAGUUUCUGGGACGGUAUGUGUAUUGACUGUGUUUUGCGUACAUCUGAAUGUCACGCCGAUCAAGCGAAGUAUUGGAUAGAUGGUCAACAACAACGCUACGGAGAAAGCUGUAUGUUGGCUCACGGCUAUCAGACCUGGAUUUACAGCUACAUGGGACCCCCUGAACUCAUGUCUAGGCACUUGGCUGAGCAAAAUGAGCGUGAGGAAGCUGCUGUUCAUGUUUCUGCUGAUGUGUUGGCCCCUGAAGCUAGGGAGACAGCAACCGACGUCGAAGCUGAGGAUGAUUAUGAUCCAGAGUGGGAUUUGUACGAUUAGAAACAUCAUAAUGGUAGUUCGGGCUUGAUUUUCAGUCUCUUUAGUUCUUUUGUCUUAUGGAUUCGGUUAUUAGGGUGGGAAAUGAUAUCAUGGUAGUCUGCAAGAUACUGUUCUGGCAGC